This is a messenger RNA of Pomacea canaliculata, 2136 nucleotides long. Its product is annotated as UNC5C-like protein. The transcript is spliced from 7 exons. Gene Ontology annotation, molecular function: netrin receptor activity. The coding region runs from base 1 to 2094 and encodes 697 amino acids. Gene Ontology annotation, cellular component: membrane. The record is from RefSeq and is a predicted model, not a curated record. Lineage: Eukaryota; Metazoa; Mollusca; Gastropoda; Architaenioglossa; Ampullariidae. Gene Ontology annotation, biological process: netrin-activated signaling pathway.
AUGGAUGGUGGUGCGGCAGGUCAGCCAGAGGAGGAACCCAACUGCACCCAAUGCAAGAUGACUGCAGGCAAAUCCUUUCCUGGACUCCGUGGAUGGGAAGCUGCUGCUGUGUGUGAUGCUGACCAUGGUGGUCGUGCUCAUCCUCCUCCUCGUGGUCCUCUUGUGCUGGCGCACCAGCGAUGGCGCCCCAGACCCCGGGGGUCAGUCCUCACACCUCUGGGUUCGCGAGUGCGGGGUCAGGACAGUGACGUCCGGCCAGAGACAAGCUUCCUGUCCAGCGUGGUCAGUGACGGGAUCACCUUGCCAGUCUUCCCGGACACCUUUCCUAACGACGACGACUCCUUGCCUCUGAACAUCCAGUGUCCAAGUCUUUUCGACACCUUCCCAUCACUCAUACGGGACCUGUUCGUACCUGCUACCCGCAGUGAGAAGCGAACCGUGGCCGGCAAGCUAGUGGUCAGUCUGGCCAGACAGGUGGAUCACAAGGGCGAGCUCCUGGUGCUGGACAACAUGGGCAUCUCACUUCUGGUUCCCCCAGGAGCCGUGGCCCGGGGUCGGCAGCAGUUGGUGAGUCUGGUGCUCAGCUGGGAGUUCAGCGACUUCCCGCACAUGACCAACACCCAGGCGCUGGUCAGCCCCGUGGUGUACUGUGGACCUCACGGACUGAGGCUGGACAAACCGUGUGUCCUGUCCUACAAACACUGCGCCUUCGAUCCCCGGAUGAUUCAGGUGGUGUCCAGUGAAACAGAACUAACGGAGGAGAAGAACUGGCAGGUCAUGUGCUCAGCUGAAGACAGCAGCGGCAAGGUUUCCUUGACAACGGAUGAAUGCCAGAUUCAUCUGCAACACUUCAGCCUCUUCGCCUGUCUGCAGACGCCACCAGAGGGAAGCAGUGGCAAGAAAUGGCUGCAGAUCGCCGCGUUCUGUGCUCCUCUGCACCGCAGCGUGCAUCACUACCAGGUGCGCGUGUACUUCCUCAACAAGACGCCAUGCGCGCUGCAGUGGGCCAUCCAGAACGAGGCCAAGUAUGGCUUUCGCCUGGCUUGCCCGGAACACACCUUCCUCUUCGACGGCUGCGGCGAUGACGUGAACCUCACGGUGGGCUACGUGUCACGUGGCUGGUGCGCCGUCAGGGAGGCUCACCACGAGGCAGACAGCGACGACGAGGAGCGCGUGUCGUUCCACGCCAUCUGGCAUGGCAAGUGUCCGCACCUGGCCUUCUGCUUCAAGCGCGUCUGCCUCGCCGACACCCCUAGGCUCCUGUCCUCCUCCUCCUCCUCCUCGGCCGCGCGGGAAGGGCUGACCAGUGACGUCAUGAGUUCGGACACGGCGCUUCCGGCGCUGGUGCAGACGCACGUGCGAGAGAUCAACCUGGACUUGUCCAUCUACCAGCACAGUCACCGCAACAACCCGGACCGCAUCAACCUGCUGCUGACGGAGGUCGCGGAGCCCGACCUGACCCCGCACCCGCCACCCAGCGCACACGACCCCACCUGCAGCACUCCUACCUUCCUCCCAACCUGCGACCGUCACGGCGUCAGCAUCACCAUGCCAUCCAUGCACGUGCAUGGCGGGGUCAUCAAGGGAAAGGUCAAGCUGGACCCUCACUGUAGCGGCGCCAACGUGCUGGUGGACUUCGAGCGCGAGGCGGACUGCGUGGAGGAUCUGCCAUUCCCCUCGCUGACCAAGCUGGUUGGGAAGAGCUGCGAGGGGCAGAUGAAUGUGUACCCGCAGGAACUGAAGGUCAAGCUCAAAAUGAGGCUGGACCCCCCUUCGCCGUUUGGAAACGACUGGAGGAUGCUCGCCUCUAGUGUCGGGCUGGAUCAGUGGAUUCCGUGGCUGUCGUCUACCGACAACCCGACCCUGAGCGUGCUGUCCUACAUGGAGACGCAGCAGAUGGACCUGGUGUGUCUGUACUACAAGCUCAGCGACAUCAGCCGCUGUGACGCGGCCAGCGACGUCCAACGCUUCUUGCAGGACAGAGAGGUCGCCACGGUCCAGCAUGGGGAACAUUCCGAUGGACAUCGGUCAGCGACUGGAACUUCUGAUGUCAUGAUUACGCCUAUAGUCAGUGCUGCACGUGCUUCUGAGUGACAGACAGACAGACAGACAGACAGACAGACAGACAGACAGACA